Messenger RNA from Symsagittifera roscoffensis, 1226 nucleotides. RefSeq names its product ras-related protein Rab-7a-like. The transcript is spliced from 5 exons. Gene Ontology annotation, biological process: endosome to lysosome transport; phagosome-lysosome fusion. Gene Ontology annotation, cellular component: phagocytic vesicle; late endosome; lysosome. Lineage: Eukaryota; Metazoa; Xenacoelomorpha; Acoela; Convolutidae. The record is from RefSeq and is a predicted model, not a curated record. Gene Ontology annotation, molecular function: GTP binding; GTPase activity. The coding region runs from base 1 to 624 and encodes 207 amino acids.
AUGAGUGGAGCCAGGAAAAAAGUUCAUUUAAAGGUGAUCAUCCUGGGCGACAGUGGAGUGGGUAAGACUUCGCUGAUGAACCAGUACGUGAACAAGAAGUUCACAGCCCAGUACAAGGCCACCAUCGGGGCUGACUUCCUUACCAAAGAGGUCAUGAUCGACGACAGACACGUCACCAUGCAGAUAUGGGACACGGCAGGCCAAGAGAGGUUCCAGUCAUUGGGCGUGGCCUUCUACAGAGGAGCGGACUGUUGUGUGUUGGUGUAUGACGUCACCAGCCAGCAGUCGUUUCGCAAUCUGGAGUCGUGGAGGGACGAGUUCCUCAUCCAAGCAUCCCCCAGAAACCCAGAGGAGUUCCCAUUCGUUCUACUCGGAAACAAGGUUGACCUUGAGAAUCGUGCGGUGGGAGUAAAGCGUGCGCAGCAGUGGUGUCAGAGCAAGAACAAUAUUCCCUACUUUGAAACGAGCGCCAAAGAGGGCAUCAACGUCGAGCAGGCGUUCUGCACAAUUGCAACCAACGCACUGGCCCAGGAGGCAGAUGCAGGCAACUUCGGAUCAGAUUUUCCAGCCCAGAUUGACCUCAAGACAGAUCCACCUAGAGAAAAAGGAGGCUGCAGUUGCUAGAUUUCCAUCCCCUCCCCUCCCCCAAUAGCACUAAACCACAGUUAGAUCAGAUGACACAACGAAAAAUCAUUGAUAGACGAAUGUGAUAGAAAGGGUCAGACGUAUUACGACGAAAUAAUGGAGAAAACUUGUUUUUAUAUGUCCAAAUAUUUAAAUAAACUCUCCUACCCGUUUCUAGAUGUAGUUAAAGCAACACCUGAUGUACCAAUUUUUACUAUCCUAAUUAAUUGAAUAAUGAAAUCAGACUAUUACUGAUGGUAUGUAUGGUUUUAUUAAACUAUUGCCCUAUUUAUCGAAAAAUACAAUUCCGUUCUGAUCUAAAUAGAAAAACAUUUCCGAGCUGCUCAAUUCUGUUUUUGAAGACUAAUUACCGCGCAAUCGGAAAAGUUUAUAAAGGAAGAGGAUUUUAAAAUCAUGAUCAACAAAGUGAAAAAUGGAUUAGUCCGUUUUAAAAUCUUUAGACACAGUUGAUAGUGACUAAUAUGUACCAAAGUGACGUUUGAACUAAUAAGUUUAUGAAUAAAUUAUGCGGCUAUGCGAUAAAUUUAAUUUUACAUCAGAUCAUGUAGUAUAAUCUUUGUCCAGUUACAUUGAAAAGAAUA